GGGAAAUGACAAGGAAGUUGUUCUAUAUGACCCGUCAAUCAUUGUGCUGUAUAUAACGAGGAGCAAUUCUAUUUCAUCUACCAAAAGGAGCAAGUGAUCUGGGAUUUAUACAUAUUACAGGAAGGCGGGAACCAUCACUGGUUCAAUUAACGAAAGCAACAAAUACAAAAGGAAAAUGGAUAGAGGCAAUAAUGAUCACUUAGUGAGGUCGAUGAGCCAGGUGUUGCAUAGCUUAAGGUUUGAGCUAUCAUCGUCAAGCUGUAUCUACCGAGUUCCUAAGCGACUACGGCGUGCAAGUGAAAAUGCUUACACACCUCAAGUGGUCUCUAUAGGCCCACUUCACCAUGGCAAGGAAGGCUUAAAACCCAUGGAAGAGCUCAAAAAUAGGUACCUAAAAGCUUUUCUACGUCGGACCCAGGUAACCUUAGAGGAUUAUGUAGCUCAAAUAAAGGCAAAAGAAGUAGAUCUGCGCAGCUGUUAUGCAGAGACCAUUGAUUUAAAUAGUGAUGAAUUUGUUAGAAUUGUUCUAGUGGACGCCGCCUUCGUCAUUGAGGUCUUAUUGAGGUUCAGUUUCCGUGACUGUCAAGAAGCAAAUGACCGCAUAUUUAGCAAACCAUUUAUGUUACAGGAUGUCUGGCCUGACAUGCGGAUGCUUGAAAAUCAGCUGCCGUUCUUUAUUCUUGACCAUCUUUUCGAACCACACAAGGCUACUCUCUCAAGGGGGCAGUCACUAAUUGAACUUUCUCACCACUUCUUCAAAACUCUAAUGCAUAUAGAUGUAGCAGAUGAAACUUUGAAGUCAAUAAAACCUCAUGAAGUAGUACAUUUUGUUGAUUUUGUUAGAAAGUUAUAUCCACUACCACCAUGGAAAUCACAACAUCGAGGGAAACGCGAAAUACCGGUCACCCCAACCAUGACACAGCUAUCCCGAGCAGGGAUCAGGUUUAAGGACGGAUCGAAAACAAAUAUGUUUGAUGUGAAGUUCGAAAAAGGGUUUCUAGCAAUGCCAAAACUCACAAUAAGUGAUCAAACAGAGGUUACAAUAACAAAUCUCAUUGCCUUUGAACAAAGUCAAUGCGAGGACCAGGAGAAGUACAUAAAUGAUUAUUUCUUCUUCUUAAACGGUCUUGUAAAAACCCCUCAGGAUGUUAAAUUGCUUGUUGAUCGUAGAAUUCUUGACAAUAAGCUAGGUGACAACAAAAAAGGCUGUGCUCUGAUUAAGAACCUCGUGGAUGGAGUGGUGGACUACUCCAAGGACUACUUCUAUUUCUUCACUCUUUGCGAUGACCUGAACAAGUACUACAAUAUGGGUCGUCACCAAUGGAAGGAAUACUUGGUCACGCACUUUUUCAACUCUCCUUGGGCAACUAAAGAAAUCAUUGCUGCAGUUAUUUUCCUCUUUCUCACUCUCAUACAGACUGUGUUCUCUAUCAUGUCUUACUGUCACGACCUCGGUAAGAGGUAAAUAGAGGUAACUUCAGUUCCUUGUUCGGGGGUGUCUCCCUGUUGUUUAUCACAGGAUCUUUGUAUUUUUGUUUAAGGGUAUCAAUCUAAUUGGUUUCUUCCAAAUUGUGGAUUAAUUUGUUUUCCAGUUUUUGUCA
Rosa chinensis is the source of this 1601-nucleotide messenger RNA. RefSeq names its product UPF0481 protein At3g47200. The record is from RefSeq and is a predicted model, not a curated record. The transcript is spliced from 2 exons. The coding region runs from base 176 to 1465 and encodes 429 amino acids. NCBI's taxonomy places the organism in Eukaryota, Viridiplantae, Streptophyta, Magnoliopsida, Rosales, Rosaceae.